Spodoptera littoralis (African cotton leafworm) is the source of this 1347-nucleotide messenger RNA. Lineage: Eukaryota; Metazoa; Arthropoda; Insecta; Lepidoptera; Noctuidae. The record is from the annotation of a GenBank genome assembly.
AUGAAGGUCGUGGAAGAAGAACAGCUUAUUACUGUGAUGGACGGGCCUUGGUCUCCGACCGACCUGAUCCGUGAGAUCGUGGAGUCUGGCACCCAGGAGGAUCCCUUCUACGUGAUGGACCUCGGCGAGGUGGUGGCCAGGUACCACCGCUGGAAGGAACUCAUGCCGCGCGUCGAGCCGUUCUAUGCGGUGAAAUGCAACGACGACAAGCUCCUAGUGAGCACACUGGCUGCUCUCGGCACUGGAUUCGACUGCGCGUCCAAAGCCGAGAUCGAACUCGUCACCUCCAUUGGAGUAGCGCCUGACCGCAUUAUAUUCGCGAACCCGGCUAAGAUGGCGUCGCACAUCCGUUUCGCGUCCGCCGUCGGCGUCGACGUGAUGACUUUCGACUCGGAGACCGAGCUCAUGAAGAUCAAACAAUAUAUGCCUCACGCACAGCUCGUGAUCCGCAUCCGCUGCGACGCUGCAUCGGCUCAAUGUCCGUUGGGCAUCAAGUUCGGCUGCGACCCCGUCACUGAGGCGCCUCGACUCCUCAAACUGGCCGCUGUCUUCGGUCUUGACGUGAUCGGCGUGUCAUUCCACGUGGGUAGCGGCGCUUCGGAGACGGAUGUGUACGCGCGAGCCAUCGCACUGUCGCGGGCUCUGUUCCUGGUCGGGCACAACGUCGGACACAAGGCCAUGCGCAUACUGGACAUCGGAGGAGGAUUCCCUGGAGGGACCCAAUCCUCUAUCCAGGAGGUGUCUGCAGUGAUAAACAGUGCUUUGGAGGAGCAUUUCCCCGAGCGGUCGGUGCGCGUGGUCGCGGAGCCGGGCCGGUACUUCGCCGCCGCCGCGUACACUCUCGCCGCCAUGGUGCACGCUAAACGAGAGGUGACGUCGAAGGAGUGCGCGGAUGAGACCCACACGAUGUACUUCAUCAACGACGGCGUGUACGGCUCCUUCAACUGCGUGCUCUACGACCACCAACACGUAGUGGCUGAACCACUCAAUGACAACGGCUCAGUGCCGGCUCCGUGUUCAGUUUGGGGCCCGACGUGUGACGGACUGGACUGCGUACUGCCCGCGACUCGCCUGCCCAGCCUGGCCAUCGGCGACUGGCUCAUAUUCCGCGACAUGGGCGCCUACACUCUGCCCGUCGCCUCUCCUUUCAACGGGUUCCCCGUACCCACCGUGCGGCCUGUCGUCGAUGCUAGACUUGCGUGCAUUCUGAAGGAGUUGCGGCCGCUGAGCGCGUCUCAGUUCGCGGCGGGUCGCGCGGUGGAGUCCCCGGCCCUGGGUACCAGUCGCCCGGCCAGCCGAGCCGCGUCACCGUGCCGCGCAGUCUUCGUGGAGUGCGCGCUCAAGUGA